GUCUGUAGACAGGACAAAUAAAACCAAUUAAUUGGAUGUUUUGAAGAACGCAGUAUCGAAUCAGCAGCCAAGUUUGGACUAAUAUACGUCUUCUCAUUUUGCUGAAUAAUAUUAUUUUUUCGAAUAAUUUUUAAUACAAAGUCUAGUUGUUAAACCUGCAUAGGCAAAUUAACGAUAUCAACUUCGAUAGCCAUAUAAUAUGGAUCCGAUACGAAGGCAGGAACAUAUUCAAGAUAUGCCAUCAUCUAGUAUUGCAUCUAAGCUGCCUCAACAACGUUUCGAGCAUCGACGGAAGAGAAAAUUAUCGGACGAACCGGAUUAUAGCACAAUGAAACCAGAAGCGAAGCAUCAAAUCAUUGAACGAAUUGGCCUUCUUAACAAAAUUAUCGAACCAUGUACCCAUAAGUCUACCUACAUUAAUUUGCUAGACCUUAGCGAUGAAAUACUUCUUCUUGUAUUCAAGCAAUUGGACAGUAUUAGUUUGAUUCCAUUAUCUAAAGUGUGUAUCCGACUACAAAGGUUAGUUGCUGACAAAACUCUAUGGAUGGAUGCUGAUUUCACUUCAGUCAAGCUACUUACCAUGGAAGUACAUCGAUGCGUGAAAUAUCUACAACCUGGCACAACUAAAAGUUUAAAACUGCGUGGUAUGACUAGUGUUUAUCCUGCUGAACAAUGGAACGUUCCGACAUUGACACCAGGUAUUCUAAAAUCUAUAGAAACUCGAUGCUGUCUAUUAGAACGGUUGGAGCUUACCGAAGCAUAUAUCGAUAUGAACGAUGUCAGCAUUAUCUUUUUUCCCCACUGUUUACGCUCGCUAGCGUUUCGCAAGUGCGCAUUGUCAGUGCAAAAUAUUAACAGCCAUCUCAUAGUACCCCCGCAACAAAUGCGUUCAUUUUUAUCCAAUAUGUAUAAAUAUUUCGAUCGCUUGGAGGAACUUACAAUUGAAUAUUGUGCUUGGUUCGACACGCAUGAUUUUAUGAUUCUAUCAAAGCUACCAAAUUUAAGAUAUUUAAGCUUGAAGGGAUGUGCAAAUAUUAAAGACAGUGUUCCAUAUGCCAGUUUGGCGACUCGUUUCGGUUUUAAAAACCUGGAAAUUCUUGAUUUACGUGAUACCCCAAUAUCCGAUUCCGAUGUGAGUUGUUUCAACAUCGUGCGUUCUUUAAAGGAAUUAAAGCUCGAAUGUCCUGAUCAUUUACGAACUGAAAAUGGACUUCAUGAGUACAAUGAAGCAGAACGCUUACGUGUCGAACAAUUGCAUCGUUUGGCCGUUCCUGAUCUACGCCAAAAUGAAAAUGUUGUUAACGAUCAUGCACCUGCACAUCAGAUUGAAGGACAAAUAGAAGCUGCACGUGUUCCUCCCAAUAAUCCGCAACCAGCACAUGGAGUGUUUGAGAUACGCGUAGUACACGGAGAUUAUCCAAGACAGGUACAAGGAAAUCAAGAUAAUUUAAUUCGAAUUGUACGGGGACAAGCAGGUGUUUUGAUCAAUAAUCAACGAGUUCAACCACCGGCCCCGGCAGCAGACAGACCCGAAGUGCAAGGUUCUCCGCCCCCACACUUAGAAGCGAGAAGAGUACGUGCUGUAAGUCCCGCAGACGAACAAAAUCAACAGGUAGAACCCAUAAGAAAUGACGAAAAUAAUCAUAACAAUGUGGAUCGACAACACAUUGUGCGUAUUAUUAAUAGAGAUUUGCUACUGCAACGUAGAGAGCAUGUCGAAUUAGAAAAUCCUCCACUUUUACGUCGAGCUGGUGAUCAAAUCAAUGCUGCAUAUCAACAUAUUUUUGAUGCUCGUGGAAAUAAUGCUCAUCGGCCCCCUGUGCUUGAACUCCAACCUGAAAUUGCAGCUCAAGCUCAUGAUGAAAACGGCCCAGUAGAACGCGAGCAACCUUUUUUGAAUGUUCACUUGCGAUUCCAUGAUGCAGCCAAUAAUGCUCCAGUGCAGAAUAAUCAUCACGAUGGUCAGGAAAAUAAUCCACAACCGCAACGCGUCUUGCCACACGUAAUUAUUAUGCCCGGAAAUUUCCCAGAAAACUUCCCUGCAAUUGCUAACGGGCCGGGCCGAGGCUACCAGCAUCAAGUAUUUGUAAAUUUAGGUGCAGGGCAACCUGCUCCAAAUUACGUAUCGUUAAUCAGUGAUCGUGGAAUAUGUGCGUACGGAAUAUCACGCAAUGAACUUGCGGGAGGUUUUUUAGGAGGAAUAUUACAUCACAAUUUUACCGGACUGGAAAGAUUGUCUGUGCGAAAUUAUAAGCUUGUGACGGACAUAUCGUUGGACCAUCUCGAAUCAGCUGCACCACAUUUGAAACUUUUAGAUGUAACUGGUACUUCUGUUACUGCUCAGGGCGUACGCAGCUUCAAGCUUUCUCGUCCCAGCUGUAGAAUUAUUUCCGAUUUUGACCUAAUGUAAAUUUUAAAACUCCAUGUAAUACAUUUUUAUUAAAUUACUAGCUGGCCCAGUAAACCUAGUUUUUCCCAACAUAGUAUUAGUUGACGAUAAAGUAUUAUGUGCUGUAAAUAUUCUUUCUUUUUAUAUGUUCAUAUCAUUGACGUUUAUUGAAAAAAAUAAUAGGGUACAGAACAUAUUUUCAACUGUAAAUUAGAAUUGAUGCAUUGAUAUAUUUACAUUUAAAUAAUUACGAUAUUGUAAUAAACAAAUAACUUCUAUUAAUCUCUUACCGUAUCAAUAAACGAUGCGCAAUAUCAGAUUGCGUAUACAGGCGGUCCCCGAGAUACAUGGUUGAUGGGGACCUUAAACGGCCGCAAAAAA
This is a messenger RNA of Anopheles arabiensis, 2770 nucleotides long. RefSeq lists its product as uncharacterized. Gene Ontology annotation, molecular function: protein binding. Gene Ontology annotation, biological process: SCF-dependent proteasomal ubiquitin-dependent protein catabolic process. The transcript has 2 exons. The coding region runs from base 200 to 2410 and encodes 736 amino acids. The record is from RefSeq and is a predicted model, not a curated record. NCBI's taxonomy places the organism in Eukaryota, Metazoa, Arthropoda, Insecta, Diptera, Culicidae. Gene Ontology annotation, cellular component: SCF ubiquitin ligase complex.